Tetrahymena thermophila SB210 is the source of this 6651-nucleotide messenger RNA. RefSeq lists its product as hypothetical. The transcript has 11 exons. The record is from RefSeq and is a predicted model, not a curated record. Lineage: Eukaryota; Ciliophora; Oligohymenophorea; Hymenostomatida; Tetrahymenidae.
AUGUCAAUUAAAGAAGAACUCUACGAACAGUACUUGUUAAGUGAGUCAAAAGCUGAUUUCAUAAGCAAUCUUAUUCCUGAUUCAUAUGAACACCUAUACUUCUAAGUCUUACAUUCUUUGAAUACUAAGUCUACUUUAACAGAAGAAGAUGUCAAGAUCUUGACAAAACUUAGAACAAACUAUGCUCAAGGUAAGCAUGAAAACUAUUCUCUUCAUAAUUUAGACUUCUUAAAUCUCCUAAGAGUCCUUGACUCUUAAAAGAGUACCACAGCUUAGAGAGAAUAAGCCCUCAAGGAUCUCAAAAACUACUUUAAUAUCAAAUUUAGUGCUAUCAAGCCUAAUUCAGUAUAAGGAAAUGAAAUCCACUAAUCAGAUAUAUUGUUAGGAACUUAACUUGAAACUUCUCUUGAUCAAAAACUAAUCAGCUUCCAAAAUUAUUUGAAUUAAGCCUACACCAGUCAGCACAUUCUAAGUAACAUUGUCCCUUAAGCUCUCUACAAACUAGAUGUGGAAAGACUGCUUACAGAAGCUAAAAAUGAAAAGAAUUAUGCAUAAAUACUUGAAGCUUUUGUUUCUAAUGUCCCUUGUCUCCAUCAAGUUAAAGAUGUCCCCAAAAUAUACAAGGCUAUUUAUGAUGACUACUAAAAGAGAAAGCUCGUAUUUGACUUUCAGUAAGCUGGCUAUGACAGAUUGAGUUUAUCAUAACUCAAAGAAUUUGGUACUUUAAUGAAAGACGUAGUUUUCGAAACAUUUGAAUAUCAACUUGCCUUAAUGAAGAAACUUUUCUUUAGAGAUGUCAGUAAAUUUUUAAAUAAAUAAAACCUCUCUUUAACAUAAGAAGAUAAAUAAGAGAAGAAGAAGUAAUACACACUUAUCUUGACCUGGGUUAAAAGCAACUUACCUAGGAAACUCUAGUACUUGCAAAGACUUUUAGUUUAGGAGCUAGUUUUAUUGAAUUUAGAAUUAAAGGAUUACAACUAAGAAUUAUUCUUAGAAUUUAUCACAAAUCCUCCUAUUAUUAUUAACUAAUUCACAAAUACUUAAAGAGAAAGAUACUAAUAAAAUAUUGUGUAGCCAAAUAGAGAUUGGAGUUAAAUCUUUUAAUUCUCAAGUCUUAAUUCUACCUAGUUAUUAAGCACAGUAGAAAAUUAUCUCCUUUUCUUUUAUAGAACUGCUGAUAGUAUUAAACCUUUCGACUCUAUUUUAGAAUAGUAUUACUUAAAUAAGACAUUUUACAAAUCUAAAAUUUUAAGUGGUUAGUAAGAGUAUAUUACCAAAUCAACUUCAGUUUACUCCUAGUCAGAAAUAGAAAGCUUAGUUAACUCAAGAUAGAUUAAUAUCCUAGAUAGCAACAAUAGAUAUGUUAAGGGUAAUGAAUAAGUAAAAUUGCAAGUUGAGGUAAAGAACAUUUAAAACUUGACAGUGAACAUCUUUGAAAUAAAAACUGGAAAUUAUUAUAUGGAGAAGAUGACUUAAUUUGAUAAUACCAUUAGCCUUGAUGGACUUAUUCCUUUACAUACUACAGAGUAUACUUAUAAAGAAUCUUCUAACUAGUUGGUUUUGAGAGAAUUUAACUUGGAGCCUAUUUAAAAAGCUGAAAGAGGUAUUUUCAUCGUUGAAUUCUUUGGUAACUCAAUAUCUUCUAGAGCUGUCUUUAAAAAAGGACUUUUAAAUAUUGUGUCAAUUCCUACAAUUGCAGGACACUUGAUCACUAUUGUUGAUGAGUCAUAAAAUAUCUGCAAACCCACUUAAGAAAGUAAAACUGGUAUUUUGAAGGAUGGAAGAUUCUUUAGCGCAGAUGAAAAUGGUUAGAUCAUAAUUCCAUAUGAAAGCACUCAAAGAACAUACUAAUUAAUAUUAACUCAUAAUGACUUCUCAGAAAUAGAAUCCUUCGAUGUAUUAACUGAAUAUUACAAUUUCGAAUGUACUUAUAUGUAUAACUAGGAAUCUUUCUUAUAAGGUAAUAAAUCUAAAGUUAUCAUCCACCCUACUUUGAGUGUCAACGGCUUACCUGCUGAUAUGGACAUAAUAGAAGACUAACUUAUUAAAGUAAAUAUAAAAAAUCAUUAGGAUAUUCCAACAGCAAUUGAGUUUAAAGAUUUCAAAUUUAGCAACAAAGAAGAUAUUUAAAUAGAAAUUCCUAUUCAAAGCAUUAUCAAAUCAAUAGAAAUAGAGUGCACAGGAGUUAUAAAUAAAAUGGAUGGAACUAAAUAAAACUUAGUUAGCAAUAAUAAACUUACAUUCGAAUUGCACCAAGUACCUCAAAACUAGAUCUUUAAUUUGUACUUAAAGAAUACCCAUUCUCAUGGAUAUGUUGUUUAUGCUCUUGACAAAACUGGAUAGCCUUUAGAAAAAGUACCUAUUGAAUUUUAAUUGUUCCAUAAAAAAAUUUAUCAAAACUUCACAAGCAUGCUUCAAACAGAUGCUGAAGGUAAAGCAAUUCUUGGUUAAUUGGAUAACAUCAACAGCAUUACUGCCCAAGUCAAAGACUUUAAAAACUUCCCUGACAUCCAUUAAAAUUGGGUUAUAAUGCAAAAUUACAAGACAGAAUUACCAUCAAAUAUUACUAUUACUGAAGAAGAAACUGUUGAAAUUCCUAUACCUAGUAAUGUUUAAUUGAGUCGUGAAAACAUUACAUUCUACUCUGUGAAUUAAGACAUUUAGGAAUUUGUAUAUGAAGAUCUUUUUGAAUAAGUUAAAUAAGUAACUGGUUUCUUAAGAAUAUCUAACUUAAAACAAGGAGUCUACAUCCUUCAUAUCUUGGAGCUAUAAUCCUACAUCACUAUUAAUGUUUACAGAGGUAGUUAUUGGACUCAUAAUAAGUCAUUCUUAAUAACUGAUAAUAAAUUCAUCUAGGUUGAUAGAUCUAGAGAAAAUUUAAUCUCAAUCAAAGAAACACUUCUAGUCCCUUAAUCUGAAACUGAAGCAGAUAUUUUAGUUAACCUAAACUUACCUGAAAGUAUUAGUGAAGCUUAAAGAAACAAGAUUAGAGUUCAUGUUUUCGCCUUUAAUUACUUAUCAAAUGACUAAGAUAACUUUGUAUAAAGUUUAAGAAAUAACAGAAUUCACAAGCCUGAAGUUGUUAUAAGCAUCCAAUCAUAAGCAGCAAGCUUCUUCAACAAUAAAAAAAUUGGUGAUGAAAUAUGUUAUGUCUACAAUAGAAAAAAUGAACUUAAAAGAAUAGGAAACACUCUUGAAAAACCUUAAGUUUUACUUAAGAGAACAUUUAAUAGAGAUACAUCUUUUGAAAAGGAAAACUUAGAGAUAGGUUAAGAUUUCUAGAAUGUUUCUGAAGUUUAAUAAGAAUCAAUCAAAAAAUCAAAAAAAGAUAUGAGAUAUUAUGAUUGCUCUGGUAGUGAAAGGUAUUGUGCUGAUAUUUAAGUUUGCCCUCCAGGAGCAUGUCAUGUUAAGGGAGAAAUAGAUUCCUUUUUAAAUUUCUUGAAGAAUGCAUGCUUUGUGACUUCAAACCAUUAAAUCUAACAAGAUGGAUCAGUAAUUAUUCCAGGCUUUUAAUGGAAGAAUUACUCUAGCAUUCAAGUAGUUGUAACAAGUAAUAACUUAGCAAUUUCUGACAUUUUCCCCACUACAUCAUCUGAAACUCCUACAUAAGAUCUUAGACACGUAUCUUCUAUGAAGCCAGAUUAAUUUUACACUGAAAACUUUAGCUCAGGUAAAUUGAAUGCCAGUUAAACUUUGUCGAUUUCUGCUGAUAGCCAAACUGCAGUUGUUGGAAGUAUUCCUGAAAUUUUUGAAAUCUAAAAAUAAUUAAUGAAAACAGGAAGAAAAACUGAUGAAUAUAACGGAAAGAGUUAUAGCACUUGGUAGUUUUUGAAAGAAUGGAUAACUUUUACAGAUAGAUAGAAAUUAGAUAAGUAUAAUGAAUUCGCAUCUCAUGAAUUAAACCUUUUCCUUUACUUCAAAGAUAAUAAUUUCUUUAAAGUAGUGGUAGAGCCUUUCUUAAAAAAUAAAAUUUAAAAGUCUUUUAUUGACUAUUUCCUUCUUGGUAAUAAAGAAGAAUAGCUUAAAUACUCUAAUACUGAAAGGGUCAGCGAGUUAAAUACCCUUGAAUAAGUACUUCUUAUCAUCACCUUAGUGAAAAAUAACUUAAAGUAAAGAGCUGAAUGUUUAGCUUCAUCGAUUGAAAAUACAUAAAAGACAUAAACUAAAAACAUUGAUUUGUAAAAGAGAUUAUUCCUCACUAUCAUAGAAUCUACAGCAAAAGAUGAAAUAGUUGUUGCUCAGCAAGUAUUAAUGGAGUGUACAAGCUUUAAAUCUAUGGCGCAAAAGUCUCGUUGUUAUGCAGCAGCACCUAUGUAAAAAAUGUCUCUCAGAUCAUCAAAAAUGGCAGAAUAAUCAGAUUUGUUGGAUCUUUAAUGUGAAGCAGAAGAAGCUGAUGACUACUUUGGCGGAGGAGGCUCAAUGAAGGAGUAACUUAUUGAAAAGAGGAAAGAGUUUAAGGAAGGUUAUAAAAAGUUAGAAAAUACUAAAGAAUAUAUUGAAAGACAAUAUUAUUCAGACAAUAGAGUAAAUAAUUAUCAAAAUUUAGUUUAAGUAAACAAAUUCUGGAGUGAUUUAGCAAGAUUUAUCGUAAAUAAUAACGGGAUUGAAAAUUUUGUAAGUGAGAAUUUUAUUUAUGGUUUUAAUAACCAUGUAGAGGCUAUCAGUGUCCUAUCUCUUAUGGAUAUUGCUCAUACAUCUAGAGACAAUUAUGACCUUAAUUCUCUUCCAGGAAGGAAAAUUCAAAUAGUUUCAUAAAAGAAUGUCAUUUACUUCUCAAAAGAAAUUGUUUAAUCAUCCGAUAUAACAAAAGCUAAUGUUAGCAUAAUUUAAACUUUCUUUGAUCCUAAUGACAGAUUCACAACUCUUAAGGAUGAUCCUACAGUCAAAAUUGAAAAAGAAGUAGAAGAAUUUGUGAUUAACAAGAUUUAUGGAUGCAAGGUUAUCGUCUCUAACAUCUCUAUAGCUAACUUGAAUCUUUCAAUACUUACUGAAAUUCCUGAAGGAGCUAUUCCAGUAAAUAGCUUCGAAUAUACUAAAAGUAUAGACAUAACUGUUAACUCUUAUCAGACUUACAAUAACAUUGAAUUCUUCUUCUAUUUCCCUAAGGCUGGUACUUUUAAUAUUUACAGAAGUAACGCCUCCAGAAAUGGAAUUAUUAUUGCUCAAGCCAAUGAAAUUGCUCCAAUAAUUGUCAAGCAAUUCAAUGAAAUCAAAAAAAUGGAAAAUCUUUCUGAUAUCCUUAAUAAUGGCUCCAAAGAAGACAUACUUUAGUUUGCCAAAACCCAAAACUUGCAUGACACAUAAGCUUUUAACAUAAACAAGAUACUCUACAUAAUAUAAAGCGACAAGCAUUUCUUCUUGAGUUUCUUAGAGAUUUUAAGAGAAUAGGGAGUGUUUAGCAGGAAUGUCUGGGAGUAUAGUUUAUUCCAUAACUACGAAUAGGGUGUUAUAGAAUUACUCAACAAUCAAGAAUUUAGAAAGAACAGAAUGAUUCAAAUCUACUAAAAUGUCCAAUCACACAAUUCUGACUUACUCAGCUAUGAUAAAUUUUAAGUUUUCGAGUAUCACCCCCUCCUUACAUCUCGUACUCACAGCUUUAUGAAUUAAAAUAAGAGUAAGAUCUUGAAUGUAUAAUUCAAGUAAACAUACAAUGAUUAUGUCAACUAUCUUGCUCAUGUAGCUCAGCCAACUAGCGCCCAUUAUCUUAUUUUGAGCUAUUACUUGAUUCUUUAAGAGCGUAUAGAUGAAGCUUUGUAAGUAUUUGGAAAGAUCAAAGAGUCAGAUUUAACAAAUAACUCAAAGAUUUAAUAUGACUACUUUGCUGCUUACUUAGAUAUUUACACAGGUGGUCCUAACUUCAAGAGAGCCAGAGAAAUCAGUUAAGCAUAUCUCGAAUAUCCUAUUAUUUCUUGGAGAAAUCUCUUCGUAAAUAUUCAAAACUAGCUUACUGAGUAUGAUGGAGAAGUACUUGAUGAGUCUGAAGUUGCAGAAAACACUGAUCUUAGCAAGAAUUUAAAGAAUGCCUAAAAAGAACAGUCAAUGAACUUUGAAAUUCAAGAGAAGAAGUUAAUAGUUUACUAUUAAAAUGCUGAAAGAGCUACUAUUAAUCUUUAUUAACUUGAUAUUGAAGUCCUAUUUUCUACUUAACCUUUCAUGGAAGGAGGAAACAGAAACGAAUUUACCUUCAUUAAACCCAACCACACAAUUAACUUGAAUUUCGAAAAGUUGAGCACCCUUGAAAAGUAAGUAAUUGACAUUCCAGCUGAAUAUGCUAAUAAAAAUCUUUACAUUCAACUUGUUUCCACAUCUGGAUCCUAAAUUCUUUCUUACUUCUCUUCUUCAUUAAAGGUCUAAAUGAUUGAAAAGUAUGGAUAAGUAAAAAUUCUUGAUGAAAAAAAUGCCCCCUUACAAAAAGUUUAUGUUAAGUGCUUUGCUAAAUAUAAAGAUGAUUCAGUAUAAUUCUUCAGAGAUGGUUAUACCGACUUGAGAGGAAGAUUUGACUAUGCUUUAAGCAGUUCUAGUGAUAUUAAUUAAGUUAAGCAAUUUUCUAUUUUAAUUUCCAGCGAAGAGCAUGGAUCAAUUAUCAAAAAAGCCAACCCUCCCACCCAAACUGGAAGUUUUGAGACUGUAAGCUUACUCAAAAAGAGAUGA